GGUGUCACUUUCCGGCGGGCGGGAGCGGACGAGUUGGGGCCGAGGGCCCGCCCGCCCUGCCGCCCUUUCGGGAGACUCCGGCCGCUCCGGAGCAGGAAGGGAAGGGACGACCCCGCCGCCCGACGGGACUUCUGGGCCGGGCCUCCCGGGUCGGUUACUGGCACUGUCCCUGACCCGGGAGAGGAGGUGGGGUGGUGCUUGGCACGCAGGGGACUCCGGGGAGACAGGUCCCACCAACCCUGGCUGCCUGGAACUCGCUGUGUAAAGGGGCCGGUCUCCAUCGCACAGAAACCCGCCUGCCUCAGCCUUGGGAGUACGGAGAUGAAAGGCCUGCGCCACCAUGCCUGGCCAGGGAACUUCUGGUUAUUGAAGUUCUGACGUUUCCACUUCAGGGGCUUGCUAUGGCAUUGUUCAAGUACCCACUGGACCAUGGUUUUGCAGGAAAUGUGAAUCUCAGGAGAGAGCAGCCAGAGUGACUUGCUACAUAUGUGAUGAACAAGGAAGAGAAAGCAAAGCAGCCACUGGUGCUUGCAUGACAUGUAAUAAACAUGGAUGUCGACAGGCUUUCCAUGUAACAUGUGCUCAGUUUGCUGGACUCCUCUGUGAAGAAGAAGGUAAUGGUGCAGACAACGUCCAGUACUGUGGCUACUGUAAAUACCACUUCAGUAAGCUGAAAAAGAGCAAACGGGGAUCUAAUAGGUCAUAUGAUCAAAGUUUAAGUGAUUCUUCCUCUCACUCUCAGGAUAAACAUCAUGAGAAAGAGAAAAAAAAGUACAAAGAAAAGGACAAACACAAACAAAAACACAAGAAACAACCAGAACCAUCCCCUGCUUUGGUUCCAUCCUUGACUGUUACUACAGAAAAAGUCGUACAAGGAUCAGAUGUGAGAGGAGUAGAGAACCUCAGGAUCAACUCAAGUAAUUGGAAAAAGACUUACACAUCCGGUAGCAGCAGCUCUGUAUCAGGAUCAUUGAAGCGCCUGGAAGAUACCACAGCACGAUUUACAAAUGCCAAUUUCCAGGAAGUCUCUGCACACACCUCUAGUGGAAAAGAUGUUUCAGAAACUAGAGGGUCAGAGGGCAAAGGGAAGAAAUCUUCAGCUCACAACUCAGGUCAAAGGGGAAGGAAGCCUGGUGGUGGAAGAAAUUCAGGAACCACUGUGUCUGCAGCUAGUCCCUUUCCACAAGGCAGUUUUUCAGGCACUCCAGGCAGUGUGAAGUCAUCUUCUGGAAGUUCAGUACAGUCUCCCCAGGAUUUCUUAAGCUUUACAGACUCAGAUCUGCGUAAUGACAGUUACACUCACUCCCAGCAGUCAUCAACCAAAGAUGUACAUAAAGGAGAGUCUGGAAGCCAGGAAGGGGGAGUAAAUAGUUUCAGUUCCUUAGUUGGUCACCCUGUGACCUCAACUGUUAUUUCACAGCCUAAAAGCUUUGAAAACUCACCUGGAGAUUUGGGUAGUUCCAGCCUCCCUACAGCAGGAUAUAAGCGGGCUCCAACUUCUGGCCUAGAUGAAGAAAUAGUAAAGGAAAAGAAAAGGAAAGGAAAUAAACAGAGUAAGCAUGGGCCUGGUCGACCUAAAGGAAACAAAAAUCAAGAGAACGUUUCUCAUCUCUCAGUUUCUUCUGCUUCACCAACGUCAUCUGUAGCAUCAGCUGCAGGAAGCGUCACAAGCUCUAGUCUUCAGAAAUCUCCUACAUUGCUCAGGAAUGGAAGUUUACAGAGUCUCAGUGUUGGCUCCUCUCCAGUUGGUUCAGAAAUUUCCAUGCAGUAUCGACAUGAUGGAGCUUGUCCAACAACUACUUUCUCAGAGUUGCUGAAUGCAAUACACAAUGACAAAGAUGACAUUUCUCCACUAAUCAAGCAGGAACUUAAAUUCAUAGGUAUUUAUAACAGCAGUGAUGUAGCCGUGUCCUUUCCCAGUGUAGUGUCUGGCUCAGGAUCUAGCACUCCUGUCUCUAGUUCCCACUUACCUCAGCAGUCAUCUGGGCAUUUGCAACAGGUGGGAGCUCUCUCCCCCUCAGCUACAUCAUCUGUCACCCCUGCUGCUGCCACAACUCAGGCAAAUACCCUUUCUGGACCUUCUCUUAGUCAGGCACCAUCUCAUAUGUAUGGCAGUAGGUUAAAUCCAAAUCCAUCCAUGGCAACUCUCAUAGCUCAAUCUGAAAACAGUCAACCAGAUCAAGAUCUUGGAGACAAUAGCCGAAGUCUAGUUGGUCAAGGAAGCUCACCCCGAGGAAGCCUCUCUCCAAGAUCCCCUGUAAGCAACUUACAGAUUCGCUAUGAUCAGCCAAGCAAUAGCAGUUUGGAAAAUCUGCCUCCUGUAGCAGCCAGCAUAGAGCAACUUUUGGAGAGGCAGUGGAGUGAAGGACAGCAGUUCUUGUUAGAACAGGGAACUCCAAGUGACAUUUUAGGAAUGCUGAAGUCAUUACACCAACUUCAAGUUGAAAAUCGAAGAUUGGAAGAACAAAUUAAAAACUUGACUGCCAAAAAGGAACGUCUUCAGUUAUUGAAUGCACAGCUUUCAGUGCCUUUUCCGACCAUAACAACAAAUCCUAGCCCUUCUCAUCAGAUACACACAUUUUCAGCACAGACUGCUCCUGCUACUGAUUCAUUGAACAGCAGUAAGAGCCCACAUAUAGGAAACAGCUUUUUACCCGACAGCUCUCUUCCUGUAUUAAAUCAGGAUUUGCCCUCCAGUGGACAGAGCACCAGCAGCUCCUCUGCUCUUUCGACUCCACCUCCUGCUGGGCAGAGUCCAGCUCAGCCAGGCUCUGGAGUUAGUGGAGUUCAGCAAGUCAAUGGUGUGACAGUGGGAGCACUAGCUAGUGGAAUGCAGACGGUAACAUCCACCAUUCCUGCAGUGUCUGCAGUGAGUGGAAUAAUUGGAGCUUUGCCAGGUAGCCAACUGGCAAUUAAUGGCAUUGUAGGAGCUUUAAAUGGGGUGAUUCAGACCCCUGUCACAAUAUCCCAGAACCCCGCACCCCUUGCCCACACAAGUGUACCACCUAACACAGCACAUCCAAUGCCAGCAACCCUGACUAACAGUGCCUCGGGACUAGGAUUGCUUUCUGACCAGCAAAGACAAAUGUUUAUCCAUCAACAGCAGUUUCAGCAGUUGUUAAGUUCUCAACAGCUCACACCAGAACAGCACCAGGCCUUCCUGUAUCAGCUAAUGCAGCAGCACCACCCACCAGAGCUGCAGCAGCUGCAACUCUCUGGGCCUGCUCAGAUCCCCAUCAACAACCUCCUUGCAGGCGCUCAGGCACCCCCACUUCACACGGCCACCACCAACCCCUUCCUCACCAUCCACGGGGACAGCACAAGUCAGAAAGUCACAAGACUUAGUGAUAAAGCUGGGCCUGCAGCUCAAGAGAAAAGUUGACACUUGGAAGCAUCUGAGAGUGGCCUGUCCUGCUGUCCUGGCCCUUCACCCGGCUGCCCCGCAGUCCUCUACUACAGCUGUGAAGACAUGCACCAGGAGGCUGCACACGAAGGAUGCCUCCAGCAUGUGCUUGUAAGGCUUGAUGAAUUUUCUUGUUGCUUCGUUGCACUGAAAUGGAAUUCCUUUACCCCCACCCCUAACCAAAGUAUUUGAACUUUGGAAGAAAAAUUAAUAACUAACUUGUUUUUGUCAAUGAAAUAAUUUACAUGCAAUGAGUUUAUCAACCCCCAAAAUUUAGUAUACUUGGUGCACAAUUAACUUUGUUACAAAUUGGAGACACAGUAAAACUAAAGACCUGCUCCAUUUACAAAUGACUUGGUUUUAUUGUAAAGGUUGGAAUAUGAAAUAUUAUCUUCUUUGACUUCAAGUGUACUUGCUCCAUGAGUCAGAUCUGAAAUUUCAAGAACUGUCCAAUUUCUGCUCCUGGUAUUCAUUAUUAUUAUUACUGUGACUAUAUGGGUCAUUGCAAACUUUUUUUUUUUUUUAGACAACCUCAUUUCUAAUGAGAUUGUUUUUUUUUGUUGUUUUUUUUUUUUUUUUUAAAAAAAAAGAAAAACAAACCUCAUUUCUAAUGAGAUUUGGCCAUUUGGUAAUCAGAUUAAGAUAGAAAUGUCUGCUUCUGCUAAAGGUAAUUUUCUUUUGCUAAAAAUGUUUUUUCUUUAGUAUUAAGACCUUAGUCAUAUUUAAAGAAAUCUUGAGUUAAGCGAAUUCUAAGUCUGCUGGGAGAACCAGAUCAACUCGACGUGAACAUUCUCCUUCAGAAAGAAACACCAAUUUGGAAAUUGCUGAUGGGGUCUGGCUUUAGUCAAGUGCCUGUUGGGGCCUCCCUGGGUUGAAAGGGCUCUAGACAAGCAGAACUCCAACUGGUCAAUCCUUGGGGGUCACAGGAAUAGGCCGCCUGUGCCAGCAGCCAGACCCGUGCCUCUGCCUUUGUUGAAAACCUUCUAUGCCACUGUAGAUAGCUCAGGCAAAACAGGUACCUGGGAUUUGUCCACUAAUGAGUCACAAGAAAAUGAGUGGCUUUGGUAAGAGUAUGCUUAUUUUGUUUCACCAACUUCUCAUUACUGCCCAUUAAAACAAAAAUGGGUCGCUACCAUCCUGAGUCUUACAGCCUUCUGCUUCCAGCAGCCCCACUCUCUGUGACAGGAUGGCAGAGUGAUAAGCUCUUGGGGAUGUGAUCCUUGGUCUGUUUCUGAGUGUGUGAAUUAUUAGUGGAAAGGACCCAGCCGCAAUCAGACCUCCACUGUGUGCCCAGCUGAAGAACAUGUUAAUUCUGCAAUAUGUCUCUUGGUUAAACAUUGCACAGUUCUUACCUCAUUUCUGUAAAUAAAGUUUGUGAAUCUGUUUUGUAAUGUGAAAAAUUCAUAAGAUAACAUUGAUAUUUUGAUUUGUAAUAUUUCUAAUUGGUAGAUUUAAUUGAAAAGUAAAAUUAAUUUAUUUUUAUAUGUUCAGGGGAAUUUUAAAGAAAGUUAAACCUUUUGUAGAUAAUUUAAAGAAUCAGUGUGGUUUAUUUUACUAUUUAACCCACUGGUUGUUAUUCUGUAACAAUUUGUAUAAAUGGUAAAUUUUGAAUGUGUUAUUUUACCUAGAUGUAAAAUUCCACAUGUAUUAAAAUGUACAAAGUUUUGUUAAUAAAAUUUAAUGAUGUUUAUA
Molecule: messenger RNA, 5095 nt
Organism: Nannospalax galili (Upper Galilee mountains blind mole rat)
Lineage: Eukaryota; Metazoa; Chordata; Mammalia; Rodentia; Spalacidae
Gene: Mllt10
Product: MLLT10 histone lysine methyltransferase DOT1L cofactor
Exons: 22
Coding region: 533-3382 (949 amino acids)
Biological process (GO): regulation of transcription by RNA polymerase II
Cellular component (GO): nucleus
Molecular function (GO): nucleosome binding; histone binding
Source: RefSeq, a predicted model, not a curated record